AUGCGAGCUUAUAAAGCUCGCAUUUGGAGAAUGCGAGCUGAGAUACCUCGCAUUCAAGAAAUGCGAGGUACUCAAUCUUCUUGCUCCAUUUGCUGGUCUCAUUCUGUCAGUGUUGAUGGUCUUCGCCUCUUCGGUCAAGAACUUCUGUAUAAAGUUGCAGGAAACACUAAAUACAUGAAGCAAAAUAGCAAAGUUCUUUACUCUGAUGAGUCCCCUAUGUUCUUCAAAGUGUAUACGGACCAACUAUGCUCUUCACAAUUGAAAAUUCCACCAGAAUUUGUCAAGAAAUUCAAUGGAGAUGUACCUCAGACAUUCACACUUGAGGGUCCUCAGGGAAGAUCUUGGCAGAUUGUAGCUGGCAAAGUUGACGAAUACUUCUAUUUCCAGGAAGGUUGGCAAAAUUUUGUGGAAGAUAACUCCUUGGAGAAUGACGAUUUUCUCACUUUCAGCUAUGGUGGUUGCUCAAGAUUUUACGUUGAAAUAUUUGGCAAACACGGGUGUAGAAAAGAAGGUGCUUUCACUAUUUGGAAUGAUGCAAUGCAUAGGAAUGAAAACGCAGUGGAACAGCUCCAUGGCAAGUUGAACAAUACUACUCAGCCAAUGGGAAGAUCGUUACGUUCCCGGACAAGGGGUUCAUGUUCAGAGAUUGGUCUAGCUGGUAAAGUGCAGGACAACAUGAGACACCAUUCUGGUCCAUUUAGAGUUCAACUGACAAAAACUUAUACUAACAGAUAUGUGAAGUUUCCUCGAGAUUUUGGAAAUGUUAAAAAGCAUUGGAAGAAAGGAAAAGGUGCCCUUUUGCGGGUUCAGGCAAGAGAAUGGAAGGUGAGCAUAGCGAAAAGCGGGAGAUAUUUUCAUCUUUGUACAGGCUGGUCCUCUUUUGUAAAAGAGAAUUCUCUGAAAAUAGGAGAUGAGUGCAAUUUUGAGGUGAUAGACAACAACGAUGACGGCAUUGUGCUCGAAGUUACUAUGUCGAGAUGCCCAGAUAAGAUAGAAUGAGCUUCUGUGCCCUUUCCUAGGACUAGUAGCAAGUUCUCCAGAAGGAAUGGUUUUCUUUUUUUUCUCUUUUCUUUAUCUGUUUUUGGGUAAUGGAGGAUUAAAGAAAGGCAAAGCUUCAGAUAA
Coffea eugenioides is the source of this 1122-nucleotide messenger RNA. RefSeq names its product putative B3 domain-containing protein Os03g0621600. Gene Ontology annotation, molecular function: DNA binding. The record is from RefSeq and is a predicted model, not a curated record. Bases 1 to 999 code for a protein of 332 amino acids. The transcript is spliced from 6 exons. Lineage: Eukaryota; Viridiplantae; Streptophyta; Magnoliopsida; Gentianales; Rubiaceae.